Molecule: messenger RNA, 1176 nt
Organism: Caenorhabditis auriculariae
Lineage: Eukaryota; Metazoa; Nematoda; Chromadorea; Rhabditida; Rhabditidae
Source: the annotation of a GenBank genome assembly
AUGGAAUCGGUAUGUUUGUUGAUAUUUUAUCUUACUAGUCAAUAAUCUUAUUUUAGUUUGUCAUUGUUCGAGGAAAUCAGCGCGUCGUUGAAGUUACGGCAGAAAUUGAUGGCAUUAUCAGAAAAAAGACUUUGAGGGCAGCUUUCCAACUUGAAGAGGACGUGCCGAUCGGAUUGUUCAGGAACAACAGAGGUUUAAAGUAGGUUUUUAAUGGCUCUUAUUUAAGACAUUUCGAUUUUCGUUAGCAAUUUUAAAUGAAAUUCUGAACAAAUUUUUUAUUAAGUUUCUUAGGUGCAGAGAAGACGAUUUUUUUGAGCUACAAGAUGGAUGGAACGGAGCCGAGUACGAAUUGCGAUGGGAGGAAGAGCGACGAUCGCGUGUAGCAAGGCCAGCAGAUCAAGCCUUUGCUGAACGACCGAUGAGUCCAUAUUACCCUUCAUGUAAGAUUUAACUCAAAUUAAUAUUUUAAAUUUAUGAUCUCUUUUAGUACCACCAGAUCCAGCUCCUACGCCUGAGGCUUUCUCCAAAUGGAUGUUCUAUUUACAUGAUCACUUGGGACAAGCUACUGCAAUCUGCGUUCACCCGCGAUAUUUCGUCUCUUUUCGCCACGGCUCUCAUCUUCAGCUCAAGCUUGGCGAGACUUUGAAGAUGUAUACUGCGGACAAAGAAGUGGACGAACAAGUUGGAAUGCACGUUAGUGUGGUCAAAGUCAAUGAAGAACUAGAUUUUAUUUUGCUCAAAAGCGAAUUCAAUGUUGUAGAGGUAAGUUCUUAGAAUAUUUCUUAUUUUGUUGUUAAUUUACGCACUUUUAGCGAGGACCUUCAAUCGCGCGGGCUCAAGAGUCAGAACCGUUUACACUGGCUGGAUUCGGUAAUGAACAUGGAAGACUUUCAUACCUACCUGGAACAAUUCACUCUGUGCGCGACACCUAUUUCGAAGGAGAUGGCAAACAAUUGGGCCCCUUUAUUCUCGGCACUAGUCCCAGUUCUCGAGGCGAUUCGGGUAAGAAUGAUUAUCUUUUUUUUUGAUUAAUUAAAAACUAAACUUUUAGGUGGCGGUAUCUGGGGUUCGAGAGGACUUAUUGGAUCGAAUUUUGGUUGCACAACUAUGCCGUUGCAAUAUCAUCAUCUGGCCAUUUCAGAGGCCGCAACUCAUCUGUCCGGCAUCUCGAUUUAA